Molecule: messenger RNA, 5034 nt
Organism: Marmota flaviventris (yellow-bellied marmot)
Lineage: Eukaryota; Metazoa; Chordata; Mammalia; Rodentia; Sciuridae
Product: zinc finger protein 420-like
Biological process (GO): regulation of immune system process; regulation of cytokine production; negative regulation of transcription by RNA polymerase II
Cellular component (GO): nucleoplasm
Molecular function (GO): RNA polymerase II cis-regulatory region sequence-specific DNA binding; DNA-binding transcription repressor activity, RNA polymerase II-specific
Source: RefSeq, a predicted model, not a curated record
UUCCUCGGAUGCGAGGCCGGGCUGCCAUCAGUCCUCUGGAGGCCCGAGUUCCUCUGCUGCCAGGCGCCGGAGCUCCGCGGGGGAAGGCCGGGCACCCUACGGCCGGGAAAUGGAACCAUUGACAUUCAGGGAUGUUACCAUUGAUUUGUCUCAAGAGGAAUGGGAUUGCCUGGACCCUGCUCAGCAGAAUCUAUAUAAAGAUGUGAUGUUAGAGAACUACCAAAACCUGUUCUUCCUGGCUGUAUAUUCUCAUCAAGUCCAAGACUUUUUGCCAGAGCAGGGAUUAAAACAUUUAUCUCAAAAAGUGAUCAAGGGAAGACAUGGAAGUCAAGGUAUUGAAAAUUUACAUCUAAGGAAAGACUGGGAAAGUGUCAGAGAGAGUGAAGUUCCGAAAUCUUGUCAUAAUGAGCAUAACAAAUGUUUGAUGACUAUCCAUGAUGAAAAUGUCAAUGUCAGCAGACAUCAAGAACAUAUAGCAUCUCAGAAAACAGCUCAAUUUAUUCCAGUCACUUUUGAGGAGCUCUCUGUGUUUCUAAAUACAUAUCCACAGCAGUUUUUGAACCAUAUCUUCCCUCUGAAAGGAAAUUUGGAAAGUCUGAAAUGGAGUCUGUCCCAAGCUUCAGUUAACAACAUGAACAAUUUCAAUUGCAGCAUUGGUUUAAACUUUUACUCAAACAUUUGUAUAGAUAAGAGAGUUAAAAAUAAAGAACAAAUUUCUGAAUGUGAUCAUGUUGAGUGUUACUUCACAAAAAGUCUGCUAUUUUGCAAUCAACAACAAAUUGUUCCUCCUUGUGCCAAAAUAUACAGUCUUAAUCAAAGUGGGGAGGUUCAUGCUUCCCCAUUAUUGCAUAAUCAAAAUUCAGAUAAAGAUAUUUGGAAAGUUUUAUAUGUUUAUAAUAAAACCUUCAAGAACUUUAGCCAAGUCUCUACCCUAUGUAAUUACCAGUGUAUUUAUAUUGGUGAAAAAAAUUGUGAAUGCAGUGAAACUCAUGAAAAUAUUAGCCUUGGUUCAAAUCAUGGAAAACAUCAGUGUGUUCAUUUUACAAAGAACCUUUGCAAAGUUAAUAAACGUGGGAAAGUCUGUCAUCAGAGCUCAAAAGUUAAUAUCCAUAUUGAAGACAAACCUUACACAUGUAAAGAAUGUGAAAGGACUUCAAAGAAAAUUUCAAGCCUUACUCAACACAGAAGAAUUCAUACUGGAGAGGAGCCCUACACAUUUAAGGAAUGUGUCAAAGCUUUCAAUCAAAGCUCAAAUCAUAUUAAUCACCAGAGAAUUCAAACUGGAGUGAAGCCAUAUGAAUGUAAAGACUGUAGCAAAGCAUUUAAUAUAAGCUCACACCUUAUUAAACACCAGAGAAUACAUACUGGAGAGAAGCCCUACAAAUGUAAAGACUGUGGCAGAGCUUUUAAUCAAACCUCAACCCUUACUCAACACCGGAUGAUUCAUACUGGAGAGAAACCUUUCAAGUGCAAAGAAUGUGGCAAAGCUUUUAAUCGAAACUCAAACCUUACUCAGCACCGGAGGAUCCAUACUGGAGAGAGACCGUACAAAUGUAAAAAAUGUGGCAAAGCUUUUAAGGAGUGUUCACACCUUAUUAAACACUAUAGAAUUCAUACUGGAGAGAAGCCCUACAAAUGUAAAGAAUGCGGCAAACCCUUUAAAGACCGUUCAGCCCUUACUCAACACCAGAGGAUUCAUACUGGAGAGAAACCCUACAUAUGCAAAGAAUGUGGUAAAGCUUUUAAUCGAAACUCAAACCUUACUCAACAUCAGAGGAUCCAUACUGGAGAGAGACCUUAUAAAUGUAAGAAAUGUGGCAAAGCUUUUAAGGAUUGUUCACACCUUAUUCAACACCACAGGAUUCAUACUGGGGAGAAGCCCUACAAGUGUAAAGAAUGUGGUAAAGCUUUUAAACAAAUUGCAACGCUUACUCAACACCAUAAAAUUCAUAGUGGAGAGAGACCGUACAAAUGUAAUGAAUGUGGCAAAGCCUUUAGGGAUUCUCUAACACUUACUCAACACCACUGGAUUCAUACUGGACAGAAACCCUACAAAUGCAAAGAAUGUGGCAAGACUUUCAUUAGAACUUCACACCUUAAUAAGCACCAGAAAAUUCAUACUGGAGAGAAGCCCUAUGAAUGUCAGGAGUGUGGCAAAGCUUUUAAACGAAGCUCACACCUUACUCAACACCAGAGAGUUCAUACUGGAGAGAAGCCCUAUAAAUGUAAAGACUGUGGCAAAGCUUUCACUCAAAACUCAAACCUUAUUGGUCACCGUAGAAUUCAUACAGGAGAGAAGCCCUACAAAUGUAAAGACUGUGACAAAGCAUUUAAUAUAAACUCACACCUUAUUAGUCACCGUAGAAUUCAUACAGGAGAGAAGCCCUACAAAUGUAAAGAAUGUGGCAAAGCUUUUAACCAAACCUCAACCCUUACUCAGCAUCAGAGGAUACAUACAGGAGAGAAGCCCUACAAAUGUAAAGAAUGUGGCAAAGCCUUUAAGUCUUGUCCAACCCUAACUCGCCACCACAGGACUCAUAGCGGAGAGAGAUCCUACAAAUGUAAAGAAUGUGCCAAAGUCUUAAAAAAUUUUUCAAUCCUUACUCAACACCAAAAUACUCAUACUGCAGAGAAGCCCUACAAGUGUGAAGAAUGUGGCAAAGGUUUUAAUAGAAGAUCAUUGCUUACUGAACACCAGAUAAUUCAUACUGGAGAGAAGCCCUACAAAUGUAAAGAAUGUGGCAAAGGUUUUAAUCAAAGAUCAUAUCUUAAAGAACACCAUAGAAUCCAUACUGGAGAGAAGCCCUACAAAUGUAAAGUAUGUGACAAAGCCUUUACUAAAAGUUCUUUUCUUACUGAACACCAUAGAAUUCAUACUGGAGAAAAGCCCUACAGAUGUGAAGAAUGUGGCAAAGAUUUUAAACGAAGAAUAUUGCUUACUGAACACCAGAGAAUUCAUACUGGAGAGAAGCCCUACAAAUGUGGAGAGUGUGGCAAAGCUUUUAUUCGGAGAUCAUUGCUUACUCAACACCAGAGAAUUCAUACUGGAGAGAAGCCCUACAAAUGUGGAGGAUGUGGCAAAGCUUUUAAUCAAAGAUCGUAUCUUAUUUGCCACCAAAGAAUUCAUACUGGAGAGAAGCCCUAUAAAUGUGAAAAAUGUGGCAAAAAUUUUAAUCAAACAUCAAAUCUUAAAAAACACCAGAGAAUUCAUACUGGAGAGAAGACCUACAAAUGUGAAGAAUGUGGCAAAGUUUCUAAUCGAAGAUCAUUUCUUACUGAACACCAGAUAAUUCAUAGUGGAGAGAAGCCCUACAAAUGUCAAGAAUGUGGCAAAGGUUUUAAUCAUAGAUCAUAUCUUAAAGAACAUAAGAGAAUUCAUACUGGAGAGAAGCCCUACAAAUGUAAAGUAUGUGACAAAGCCUUUACUAAAAGCUCCUUUCUUACUGAACAUCGUAGAAUUCAUACUGGAGAGAAGCCCUACAAAUGUGAAGAAUGUGGCAAAGGUUUUAAUCAAACGUCAAAUCUUAAAGAACACCAGAGAAUUCAUAGUGGAGAGAAGCCCUACAGAUGUGAACAAUGUGGCAAAGGUUUUAAUCAAAUAACAAAUCUUAAGGAACACCAGAGAAUUCAUACAGGAGAGAAGCCCUAUAAAUGUCCAGAAUGUGGCAAAUCUUUUAUUCGAAGAUCAUUUCUUACGGAACACCAAAUAAUUCAUACUGGAGAGAAGCCCUACAAAUGUACAGAAUGUGGCAAAGGUUUUAAUCAAAGAUCAUGUCUUAAAGAUCACCAGAAAAUUCAUACUGGAGAGAAACCCUACAAAUGUGGAGAAUGUGCUAAAGCUUUUAUUCGAAGAUCAUUGCUUACUCAACACCAGAGAAUGCAUACAGGAGAGAAGCCCUACAAUGUUAAGAAUAGGGCAGAGGUUUUAAUGAAACACAAAUCUUAAAGAACAGAGAGAGUUCGUAAGCAGAUGGAUGACUCAGGAGGUUGGAUGCAAUCAAAUAAGGAAGAAAUCCCUAGCACCAGUUACGUGGCCCCUCCACAAGCAAAUUAGAGGGAUAAGGGCUUUAAAGGAGCCCACAUUUUUAGGAGGCCUGUAGCAUGUCUGGGUACAGAAAGAUCAGAGAUCAGUCACUGCUAUACUAACCUGAAAGGUAUAAUGUGCAUAGUAUCAGUAUCCUAGGGCAGUAAAGAAGCCACUUCCCUCUAACACCCUACACAGGACAGAGGAGGGAGCCAUUUUGCAGCUGUGCUGUGGAAAUUGGCACCUGGGGGAGCCUAUUCCAGGGAAACUCAACCUGGACCUAAACUACAAGCCAGGCAGACCCACACCACAUGACAAAGAGAGUGCCUAAGUGAUGAGAACAAACAGGUUUACACGGGGUGAUACAGGUCAUGGAAACCCACCCUGUUUCCUUCUCUCCUUGAGUCCAGCAGCUCACAGGACAACCUGGGAGAGACUUGCCUGCCCAGGAAUUUGAAAGGACAGGAGUGGGGGUGAUUGUGUUUGGAGAUCAAACCCUAGAGAAUAGAAAAAUGGGGUCAGUGGGUGAUGGAGGGGACAAAAGAUUGGUGCCUUAGACACAAGGGGAACCGAGGGGAGAUACUGGAGUUCAGUCCCCCACCACGGACUGGCAACUGCUGGGACCUGUAGGUACACUGAUUUAAAAUCUUCAGAUCGAUCACCAUUCAAAAAAGAGCAUGGAGCCUACCUCAGCCUAAAUUUCACUUCCAGUAUCUCUGUUUUCAGGAUCUCUCAGACACCAAUGAUCCCUCCCUGUGUGUGGCACAAACAUCACACUCCAGCCCACCUCCCACCCAACACUGCUGAGAAGGGAAGCCAAGAAUUUUUUGAACUCCAAUGGAAAUAGCUUUUAAAAGUUUUCAAUAAAACCUUUAAAUUUUUUUUUUAAUUUUGUUUACUGUGAUCUGAGUGAUUCAUGGACAAUUAUACAUAUGCAUAUUUGUUUCUGCUCAUUUCUAGCAUUUUUUGGAGGCAGUUAUUUUUUCAUGGCUUGGCAUUUUGAGGGCUGU